Molecule: messenger RNA, 1527 nt
Organism: Vitis vinifera (wine grape)
Lineage: Eukaryota; Viridiplantae; Streptophyta; Magnoliopsida; Vitales; Vitaceae
Product: 2-oxoisovalerate dehydrogenase subunit beta 1, mitochondrial
Exons: 13
Coding region: 265-1341 (358 amino acids)
Biological process (GO): branched-chain amino acid catabolic process; response to nutrient
Molecular function (GO): catalytic activity
Source: RefSeq, a predicted model, not a curated record
AUCAAUCCAAGGGGGGCUUAAAAGAUGAAGCUAAUUAAGCUCAUGUUGAAUAUGGAUCAGUGUUGGCAUAUGAGCAUAUACAUAUAUUGAAGGAGGACUGGUCACGGCUCUGUCAGCUCUGAUCUCUUAUCUUUCCCAACUGCAUGCUAGCAAAGUACAAACACGUAUUUAAGUUACUGAAAAACAAACCCUUUCUCCAAAUUCAGUGGGAGGGAGAAAUCGGGAGAGAACUCUUUUUGGUUGUGAAUUUGUGAGAUUUUGAUUAUGGCAGCAACUGGUACGAUGAGGAGGAGUUUUGGGAGUUUGGCCUUUUCUAUUUCCAAGAGGGCUUUCUCAACUUCACCUUCCCCAGUUGAUGCAAAUGGCCUCAAGUCCAUGAACCUCUUCUCUGCAAUCAAUCACGCCCUUCAAAUCGCUUUAGAAUCCGAUCCUCGUGCUUAUGUAUUUGGAGAAGAUGUAAGCUUUGGUGGGGUCUUUCGUUGCACCACUGGAUUAGCUGACCGAUUUGGUAAAGGCAGGGUUUUCAACACCCCUCUUUGUGAACAGGGCAUUGUUGGAUUUGGAAUCGGUUUGGCAGCAAUGGGCAAUCGAGCCAUAGCAGAAAUUCAAUUUGCUGAUUAUAUAUAUCCUGCUUUUGAUCAGAUUGUCAAUGAAGCUGCCAAGUUCAGAUACCGUAGUGGGAAUCAAUUCAACUGUGGAGGAUUAACAAUUAGAGCCCCUUAUGGAGCUGUGGGCCAUGGUGGUCAUUAUCACUCACAAUCCCCUGAAUCUUUCUUCUGUCAUGUUCCCGGUAUCAAGGUAGUCAUCCCUCGGAGCCCAAAGCAAGCAAAAGGAUUGUUAUUGUCAUGCAUACGAGAUCCUAACCCAAUUGUAUUUUUUGAGCCAAAGUGGCUUUACCGCUUGGCUGUAGAAGAGGUUCCUGAGCAUGAUUACAUGUUGCCUCUAUCAGAGGCAGAGGUGAUUCGACAAGGCACUGACAUAACACUUGUUGGCUGGGGAGCACAGCUUGCUGUCAUGGAACAGGCAUGUAUUGAUGCUGAAAAGGAGGGAAUCUCUUGUGAACUGAUAGACCUAAGAACUCUGUUACCUUGGGACAAGGAAACAGUAGAGGCCUCUGUCAGAAAGACUGGAAGGCUGCUUGUUAGUCAUGAAGCUCCAGUAACUGGUGGAUUUGGUGCUGAAAUAUCAGCUUCUAUGGUUGAACGCUGCUUCUUGAGGUUGGAAGCUCCUGUGGCUAGGGUUUGUGGGCUAGACACGCCAUUUCCUCUUGUUUUUGAACCAUUCUAUAUGCCUACCAAGAACAAGAUCUUGGAUGCCAUCAAGUCAACUGUGAAUUACUAGAACAUGAUGCAGCUCAUUCUCUCUCUCUCUCCCUCUCUGUCUCUCUCAUCAUCUAAACCCACGACUGGUUGUUGGCUGCUUAAGAAUAAAUUUAUUUUUUGAGAUCCAUGUUUGCUCAUUCUCUCUACCAAUCUGAAUGGCAAACUACAGUUUCUAAUGCAAUGCCAAUUGAGUUCUGCAUCUAAA